Molecule: messenger RNA, 2139 nt
Organism: Symbiodinium sp. CCMP2592
Lineage: Eukaryota; Dinophyceae; Suessiales; Symbiodiniaceae
Source: the annotation of a GenBank genome assembly
AUGGAGGAGAGCCCGGCGAGCCUGAGAGCCGUGAUGCAGCAGAUCGAGCAGCUGAUCCAGAGCCUUUUGGGUGAGCGCGAGCGGCAAAGCGGCCCGGGGCCGAUCCAGACCGAGGAACUCGGGCGCCGGGGGUCCGUGCACUCCGUGCAGCUGAGUUUGCCGAAUUCCCCGCGGAGACCCUCCAUCACCCACACCCCUCCCGCUUUCGCCCCUCCCGCCGGCCCUCCUUCCAUCACUCCGGGCUCGGUGCCCGAAGAUGAAGCCUGCCCGAGCCCGAGCCUUCCUCCGAUGGACAUCUUGGGGUCCCACGUGCAGCCGCCAAAGAAGAACCCGAAGACCCUGAAUCCCCAGCUGUCACAGGUGUCCUUCGCAUCCCAGGCAUCGCACCAAAGCCGCCAGGUGACGCCCAGUGAUGACGGCACCGUCUCAGAGCGGCUGGAAGGCUUCGAUGGCUUCAAGCUCCAGCCCGCAUGGGUUAAGCGACAGCAGGAGCAGAGUACCAUGAGGAUCAAGCCCGUGUCAUCCACCGUUCGCGGACCGACGCCCACCCGCCCACAUGUCAUGACGCUGGUGCCUGCAAGAGCUCUGAAACCACUCCUCGCCGGGAGUCGGAUCUCUAUCUUGCUGGACUGGAAGCCGCUUUGGGGCCUCAUCGCAGGGGCGCUGAUCCUCUUCGACUGCCUCUUCAUCCCCCUCCUCGCCUUCGAAGUGCGGGAGCCCUGGGCCUUCGACUUGAUUCGCAUCCUCUUCUGGUCGCUGAGUUUGCCCAUCAUCUACAGCUUCAGCUCGCAAAGCGGCUGCCUCGGGUCCCGAGCUCUGGGUGCCUUCGUCUCGGACGGCCUUCUGGAGGUGCUGCUUCUGGUGCUGAUCCUCUGCUCUCUGGUGCAAGGCAACGACCUUUCUUUGGAGGCUCAGUUCCUACUCCGGGGCCCCGAGCUACUACGCCUGCGCUACGUGAAGAAACUGACAGGUGUCCGUGGUCUUCCGAGGUGGCUUGUCCGGCAAAACCGAGGCGAGCUGCAGAGGCUGGAGGUUCGCGCGGCCGCGAACCUCUUUUACACCCUCCUGGCCUGCCUCAUUGGUUUCCACCUCCUGACCUGUGCCUGGUUUGCGGCUGGCCAGGCCGAGGAUGGAUGGGGGACUACCGGCCUGCACGCGGACCUGGCCGAGCGAUCCGUGCCAGAGCAGUACCGUAUCACCCUGGAGUGGGCCAUCUCCCGCAUUCCGCCCUCGAAGACCACGGACAAUGUCCUGCUGGCCACCCAGCUGGAGCGGGCCAUCGCACUAGCGGCCACCGCCAUGUCGCUCCUGGCAGCCUCCAUUUUCACGUCCAUCGUGACCAACGACAUGUCGGACAUCCGCCGCGUGCAGCGACAGCAGGGCGAGGCAUACUGUCAGCUUUCCGAUUUCCUCGAGACGUUUCCUGUGUCCUGGACGCUGGAGCGGCAGCUGAAGAACUACCUGAAGCAGACGGUGAAGAGAGUGACCUUGCCAAGCAAACGAGAGAUGGCCACGCUGCUUCCUGACAUGCUGCAUGGGCAGCUGUGCUCCGAAGCUCUAGGUGCGAUCCUGAGUCGUCAUCAGAUGUUCAAGGGCCUCAUGGAGAAGUACCCGAGCUUCCAGCGCGACCUCUGUGUGAAAGGUCUGGAAGACUGGACUUUGGCACCGGAUGAGGUCCUCUUUUCGGCAGGGCUGUCCUGCCAGAACAUGCUCUUCGUGGCCUUCAACUUCGUGCUCUACAAGCGACAGGGCGUCGUGCUGCAAGAGGAGCGAAGUAGGCCUUCCAAGGUGAAGACCUGGACCCUCCGUCACGGCCAGUCCUGGAACUCCCAAGCGUCCGCCCAAGCGUCGCCGAUGCCCGUCCUGUCCUCCAAGAGGGAGACGGAGGACCUCACCUUGCGAAUCAAGCCAGGCCACUGGUUGUGUGAGCCCUGCCUCUGGACGGACUGGCGCUACCUUGGCCAGGCCGUCGCCGGGUCCUCCGCGAGCCUCCUCUGUUUGAACCAAUCGCAGCUUCUGCACAUCACCGCCGGGCACGCGGAUAUCUCAGCGGAGCUGGUGAUCCACGCCCGACUCUUCCUGAAUGCGCUGAACGACAUCCCAGCGGAGGAGCUGAGUGACGUGCAACGUGUCUUGUGA